AUGGAACCCAGGCACGGGCGUUCAGCAUUCACUAUAAGUUUCUCAAAUCCAAAUGGCUUUGCAAAUCAGCGCACUGCCAUUCCAGCCGUCAGUUAUCCAGCAGCUGGUUCUAGCCAACUUGAUGUGCUAGCUCCUAGAGGUUGCAAGAGAAAGUGGACUGAGUUGGCUCUAGGUCUGGGUGACUCAUCAAGCUCAGACUGCAGCAAGCAGAGCAUGGGUACUGGAUGCACUGUUUCUUCUGCCAAGGGAAGCGAUGAUGCCUCAUGUAUGGACUACGACAUAAGUUUUAAGUUAUCUCUUGGCAAUGAAGGUACUUCCAAGCUGCAUAAACAGGCUUGUGAUUCUAAAAGGACUAUGGAGAAGCCUCGGUUGGAUCUUAAGUUAUCAUUGGCUCCAUCUCAGUCCGAUGUAACUGAUGCAGAUCUAAUUAGAAGCAAUGCACCUCAGGACAUGUUUGUGCAUCCGUACUUGAUGUCCUCAGUGCCAACAGUUGAUGAAGGAUCUACAUCUGCUCGACAUUCAUCUGGAGGCAUGGUGAGUUCCUUUCUUAACCGGGCAGGGAUUUCUCUGAGCCAAGCGUUCCCAGUUAACUCUAAUCAGGUUCAAGGUCCAGCUCCUUCAGCGCCAACAGUGCUCCAACUGCCAAAAAGUUCAGCUGCCUCUUCUUCUGGGUUUGUCCGUUCACAGCAAUGCAACAGUAGCACGAAAAUCUGUUCACAGCCAGGUUGUACAAAAGGAGCCAGGGGUUCAUCCGGGCGGUGCAUUGCCCACGGUGGGGGUAGAAGGUGCCAAAAGGAAGGCUGCAACAAAGGAGCUGAGGGCAAGACCAUCUUCUGUAAAGCCCAUGGAGGGGGGAAGCGCUGUGAACACCUUGGAUGUACCAAAAGUGCCGAAGGCCGGACUGAUUUCUGCAUAGCCCAUGGCGGCGGGCGGCGUUGCAGUCAUGAAGGGUGCAAAAGGGCAGCACGAGGCAAAUCGGGCCUCUGUAUCAAGCAUGGUGGUGGGAAGAGGUGCCAAAAGCCAAACUGCACAAAGAGCGCCGAAGGGCGGUCAGGCAUGUGCAUUGCUCAUGGCGGUGGGCGCCGCUGUCAGUAUGAUGGCUGCGGGAAGGGAGCUCAGGGCAGCACCAAUUUCUGCAAAGCCCAUGGUGGCGGCAAGAGAUGCACACACCCUGACUGUUCCAAGGGUGCAGAGGGAAGCACGCCAUUCUGCAAAGCACAUGGAGGCGGCAAGCGUUGUUCAGCCGACGGCUGCACAAAGAGCGUGCAUGGUGGGACCCAGUUCUGCGUCGCGCAUGGAGGUGGGAAGAGGUGCGCGGUUGAAGGAUGCAGGAAGAGCGCAAGAGGCCGGACGGACCGUUGUGUUGGCCAUGGUGGGGGCAAGCGAUGCCACUUCGCUGGCUGUGGAAAGAGCGCGCAGGGAAGCACUGACUUCUGCAAGUCACACGGUGGAGGCAGGCGCUGCUCAUGGGGACAUCCGGGUUCAGACCUCGGAUCAGGCGGUGCUCCUUGCGACCGUCUGGCAAGAGGCAAAAAAGGGCUAUGCGAUCAACACAGCCUGCUGGUGGAUGACAACAGUGUCCACGGGGGGGUGUCGUUUGGUGGUUUCAGCAUCGUCAGUGCUGCCCCCUUUCUGAGGGAGAUGGCUCUCCUGGCACUGAAACAAGCAUGCGCAGCUUCUUCAUGCACACGGUGGAGGCUCCUCCUCGCCAUGUGGCGGCCUCAGCCCAUGAAGGCCGGGUGCAUGGGGGGAACUUUAUGCCCAUCAUGCUGGAUGGUGGUGUGGGACUCGGGAAGAAGCCGGCCAACAACGUUGAUGCCAGUACCUCUGCCCCUCGCUACUGGAAAAAUUUGGAGAAGCCCUUUGGCUCUGCGCAGCGCAGCUGGCUGUAAUGCAAGAGUUCGUGGUCUGCUGCCCCCCUUCAUCUCGGUAUCCUCCUCCGUUCAAGUAUCUCCCGUGUCCCCUGGUCUGGUGUGA
Messenger RNA from Miscanthus lutarioriparius, 1977 nucleotides. NCBI's taxonomy places the organism in Eukaryota, Viridiplantae, Streptophyta, Magnoliopsida, Poales, Poaceae. The record is from the annotation of a GenBank genome assembly.